Molecule: messenger RNA, 1632 nt
Organism: Penicillium maclennaniae
Lineage: Eukaryota; Fungi; Ascomycota; Eurotiomycetes; Eurotiales; Aspergillaceae
Product: WD domain protein
Exons: 4
Coding region: 1-1632 (543 amino acids)
Molecular function (GO): protein binding
Source: RefSeq, a predicted model, not a curated record
AUGUCGAAGCGCAGCUGGGAAUAUCAGCCGUCUGACUUGCCUCCUGCAAAACGAAUUCGGGACGUUGUGACUGGUCCUGUUGAUCGGCUAUCUUCUUUGAGCGACGAGCUCCUGCUUAAUAUCCUGUCAUUUCUCCCUGUUUCGUCUUUGAAUUUGUGCCAGACGUUAUCUCAUCGGUUUCACACUCUAAGUGGGGACUCGGAACUAUGGAAACGACAGUAUUACUCGCAAUGGGUGCGUCCUCGUGCUCGCCGACUGGCUAAUGUUAGACGGUCCACAUCAUCAGCCAAGAUGGAUUAUUCACCAAAGGUCUCAACAUGGCUUGAUCAUAGCCACUUGGCGGAGGAGGGGAAAGUGACGAAUUGGAAAAGACAGUACCGAUUGCGACACAAUUGGUCACGCGGACUAUGUCGAGUGACCGAGGUCGAGUUUCCCCAACACACAUCUCCUCCCACGUUGGUCAAACUUUGUGCUGGUAAUAUGCUCUCCACGGGCUUCGGGCUUGGGCCGCUAAAGAUCCAGCGCGGUGUCUCAGCAAACACCCCCUUUGCAGAUCCACAAAAGAAGUCUGGCAUGCUUCCAACCGCAUUGGUUGUGAGCCACCAGCAGAACCAAUCGGAUAUUGUGGUGGGCUUCGAUAACGGUCUUCUCAAUCGCUACAUUUUUAAUGUCCAAACAUGCCAGUUGAUCUUGCGAUCCUCCUAUGUCGGACUCAGCGACGGAACCAUCACUGCUAUGGCUCUUUCUUCGCCAUAUCUCCUGACUGUCUCCCAGCACAGAAACUUGUCGUUAUAUAACCUUGGGGGUCAAUCUCACGAACUUGAGGCACCAGUCGAUAUCCCUCGACUACAUGAACUUGCGUCAUUGAAAGCGGACAAUAUGGUCGCGCCAAUGACGCUGUCUCUCCGAAGCCUCAGCUUCGGACAUUGUGGCCACUGUUGUGGCAUCCAAGAACUGCGCUUUGAUAAAGACGGUCAACAGCUCGACUGUCGUAUUGCCAGUACGGUUGACUCGCAAUACGGAAUGAGUCCGCUCCAGGGUACUACGCCACCACUUAGACGACGACAUUCGGCCACCAUCGAGUCCAUCGAUAAUGAAGUUUCAGCCCCCGGCGUUCCCUCCAUAUUGCACCAACAGCCACCAACAUCAAUGUCGUACUCCCAUCCAUAUUUGCUGACUUCCCAUGCGGAUAACACGCUGACUAUGUAUCUUGUGGUUUCCGACCUGAGAUCGCUUUACGUCCGCGGAGGGCAGCGUCUCUGGGGCCAUACCUCCUCCGUGUCUGCUGUACAAGUGACAAACCGCGGCAAAGCUGUGUCAGUGAGUUCCCGUGGAGACGAAAUACGCAUAUGGGAACUUGAAACAGCCGUUUCUUCGUUGGGCCGCCACAAGCCCCAGAAUGAUGAGAAUAGCAUCCAAGUCAGCCCUGGGAACAAACGGCAAGCGGAAUCGGUGUCCGCUCCUACGCCGAAAAGCAUCCAACGGGAUCUGGACGGAUCCGGGAUGGCCCCUUGUGUCCCGCAGGAGAUGACGCGCAGGCAUGAAUGCGUCGGGUUUGAUGAAGAGCGAGUUCUCCUUCUCCAAGAGAAGCAAGUUGGCACCCAGCUGCUGGAAUGUUAUGAUUUCACAUAG